AUGGCCUCUUUCCUCGCUCAAGGCGUUGAUGCCGCCCUCGAGGCCACGGGUAUGGAUGCCGUAGAUGCUUUGCGCACCUUCUUUCUCCUCGCCGCUGCCACGACCAUCUCCGUCAGCAUCCCCUCCUCCCUACGCUCCCGUUUCCUUGUCUAUGGACCGCGUGCGACCUCGACCGACUCUAAGCCCCAAUCCCGAGCGUCAGCCGAGGGUGCCUCAAUCUCCAGGCCGCUAGACUAUCUUGCGACUUGGCGAUAUUUUGGGCCGUCCAAUCUACUAUGCCGCGGUACCUUAUUUGAGGCCAUCGCCUCGCGGGUAAACGAGGAGCAUCGGGUACAGACCAUGUCUCUGACCCAGGUGCUCGUCUGCUGGAUUCUGUUGGCCAUGCAGGGUUCGCGGCGACUGUGGGAAUCAACCUCCUUCGCAAAACCCUCCACGUCCAAGAUGUGGUUCGUACACUGGCUAUUAGGAUUGGCAUUCUACCUGGCUGCUGGGAUUGCGAUCUGGAUUGAAGGAUCAGAGGCACUAAUGAAUUUCAAUCUCACCCUUGACUACAUCAAAAUCACCAGAGCCCCAUCUCUCCGAACCUUCCUAUGCGUCCCGCUUUUCCUAAUGGCAUCCGGAAUGCAGCACGACUGUCAUCACUUUCUGUUCUCUCUUAAGAAAUAUACCCUCCCGGACCACCCGAUUUUCCGCGCCGUCGUAUGUCCGCACUACGGAGCCGAAUGCGUGAUCUAUCUGUCGCUAGCAUUUCUUGGUGCUCCGCGGGGCCAGUCCGUGAACAAGACCUUACUGGCAUGCUCGGCCUUUGUGGCCGUCAAUCUUGGUCUCACUGCCCGAACGACCAAACAAUGGUAUCUGGAAAAGUUUGGCGGGGAUAAGGAUGACCUCGAGCAAAUCAAGAGUCGAUGGCUCAUGAUACCAUACAUCUACUAA
Messenger RNA from Penicillium cosmopolitanum, 933 nucleotides. RefSeq names its product putative 3-oxo-5-alpha-steroid 4-dehydrogenase. Gene Ontology annotation, cellular component: endoplasmic reticulum. Bases 1 to 933 code for a protein of 310 amino acids. Gene Ontology annotation, molecular function: 3-oxo-5-alpha-steroid 4-dehydrogenase activity. The transcript has 4 exons. Lineage: Eukaryota; Fungi; Ascomycota; Eurotiomycetes; Eurotiales; Aspergillaceae. Gene Ontology annotation, biological process: dolichol-linked oligosaccharide biosynthetic process; polyprenol catabolic process. The record is from RefSeq and is a predicted model, not a curated record.